Molecule: messenger RNA, 786 nt
Organism: Drosophila willistoni
Lineage: Eukaryota; Metazoa; Arthropoda; Insecta; Diptera; Drosophilidae
Product: C-type lectin 37Db
Exons: 2
Coding region: 45-743 (232 amino acids)
Molecular function (GO): signaling receptor activity
Source: RefSeq, a predicted model, not a curated record
UUCCACAAUUUUUUCUUUGAGAAAGCGGUUGUGUAUUGAAGAAGAUGCCGACGUACUUAAAUUUUCUGGGACUGAUACUAAUGGUCUCUCAAUUUUAUUGGGGUGCAUUAGGCCAUAAAAUGUCCUCAUGUGAUGGCCAUUGUUUCGCUAUGAUUAGGCCGACCUUGACUCAUAUAAAGAAUAAUCAGCAAAGGUGGAAGGACUGCUUUUCUGCACAUCAGGACAUUCAAAAUCGAAGCGAAAAUCUAGCCAGGUAUCUAGUUGAAAAUGACGAAACCAACCCUAGGUUGGAAGCGAUGAAGCUCAAUAGAAGGUGUGGGGUACAUACCGAAAGGCAAAAGGAUGAGAUACGUGAGAAAUUUAUUCAGCUUGGUUCCAAAUAUUACUUUGUAGAGAGGAAUCAUAGAGCUAAUUGGUUCGGAGCGUUGCAAUUUUGUCGCCAAAUGGGCGCCCAUCUGGCUAGUCCCCAAAACCUAAAGGAACUUGUUGCAAUACGGAAAUUGUUGGAGAAGUAUCGAGAUCACUGGUUAGAUAUUAAUGACUUGGCGCAAACGGAUCAAUACGUAUCGGAUACUACCGGCAAACGAGCUACGUUUUUGCUUUGGAGUCCCAACGAACCGAACAAACGUCAUAAGGAUGAGCUUUGUGUCUCCUUGCGUAUGAAGGAAUAUGAUCAAAAUAUGGAGGUGUCAAAUUGUAAUCGUAGAUAUCAGCACUUUAUUUGUGAAACUCAACUGAAUUAGUCAUAAAAUAAAGAAGCUGUCGAUUCGCGCUUUCCAGAAGGAA